AUGCGAAUUACAUUCGUUAUUGUUUUAUUAUGCCUUCUGGGAACUCUUGCGAUUGCUCAAAGUCCAUCGCCAAGGAAGAACGGUUAGUUAUCAAAAUAAAAUUGGCUAACAGGGGAAGUACCCCAAGUGUGACGCAUAGAUUUUGAUGGAACUUGCCACAAAUUUAGAAUAAUUUUUUCUAGGACAUAUGCGAGAAUCCUAGCUGCGCUUUGCAGAAACAACCGAGAUUUUUAGAUCGAAAGAGAUUUGAGAUCUUUUGCCGAAUUUUGGCACGAAAAGUUUCAAACCUAUUUCUACCGUAAUGGGAAAUGUUUCGACAAAAAAUCAAUUUUUUCCGCGCGAAACUAGCAAACUUAUGGCCAAAAAGUGUUUUCGUCUCUAACCGCUCUCCGCGUUUAGCAGAAUCUCUCGGAGGCAAAUAGAGUUCAAUAUCUCGGUGGUGCUUGCAUAGCGCGAGCUAAAACUUUCAAAAAUUGAUAUUUAGUCUGCUCCCGACGUGUGUGCAAAAUUAUUAUAAAAAAAUUGCGUCGCACUUGGGGUACUUCCCCUGUAAGCUGUAAUUUACGACUUUCCUGUUUCAAAUUCUUUCUAUUGUUUUCGGUUCGUACCUUGCACUCUUUAGUUCUCAAAUCCCAGGAGAUGGCCGCUUAUAAGUGCCAGGAUGCCAAAUGUUAUCAGUGGUGUCGUCAAAAUGGGGCCAGAUACGGAAAUUGCCGGACUCAACGCUACAUGGAUUGUCAGUGCUUCUACCGUUCCGAUCAUAAAUAA
This is a messenger RNA of Bursaphelenchus xylophilus (pine wood nematode), 768 nucleotides long. The record is from the annotation of a GenBank genome assembly. NCBI's taxonomy places the organism in Eukaryota, Metazoa, Nematoda, Chromadorea, Rhabditida, Aphelenchoididae.